AUGGCCUCUUCAUCCUCCAACGUCGUGGGUGUCCACUAUCGGGUAGGAAAGAAAAUCGGCGAGGGCUCCUUCGGUGUCAUCUUCGAGGGCACAAAUCUCCUGAACAACCAACAGGUGGCUAUCAAAUUUGAACCACGGAAGAGUGACGCCCCCCAGCUCCGUGAUGAGUAUCGGACAUACAAGAUCUUGGUCGGAUGCCCCGGCAUUCCGAAUGUCUACUACUUCGGCCAGGAAGGCUUGCACAACAUCCUGGUCAUCGAUCUGCUCGGCCCCAGUCUCGAGGAUCUCUUCGACCACUGCAACCGCCGAUUCUCCAUCAAGACCGUCGUCAUGGUCGCCAAGCAGAUGCUUUCUCGCGUCCAGACGAUCCACGAGAAGAACCUCAUCUAUCGUGACAUCAAGCCCGAUAACUUCCUGAUCGGCCGUCCCGGCACAAAGGCUGCCAACGUCAUCCAUGUGGUCGACUUUGGUAUGGCCAAGCAGUACCGCGAUCCCAAGACCAAGCAACAUAUCCCCUACCGUGAGCGGAAGUCGCUGUCUGGUACAGCCCGCUACAUGAGUAUUAAUACCCACCUGGGACGCGAACAGUCGAGACGAGAUGACCUCGAGGCCCUGGGCCAUGUUUUCCUCUACUUCUUGCGGGGUGGCCUUCCGUGGCAGGGACUGAAAGCCGCCACCAACAAGCAAAAGUACGAGAAGAUUGGUGAGAAGAAGCAAACGACGGCCAUCAAGGACCUCUGCGAGGGAUUCCCAGGUAAUGACACCCCUGUCCCCUUCUUCCAGUCCCAGACUAAUCAGAUCGGCUUAGAAGAAUUUACGAAGUACUUAACCUAUGUCCGCAAUCUUGGUUUCGAAGAUACCCCCGACUACGACUAUCUCCGGGACCUCCUGACCCAAGCGCUCAAGAACGCCGGAGAAGUCGAAGAUGGUGAAUACGACUGGAUGAAGCUCAACAAUGGGCGCGGAUGGGAAUACAAGUCGUAUUCCUCCCAGCAACAUCUGCACAACAACGCAAUUCCCAACUCGUCUGCUCGGGAACUGCAUGCCCAGCAGCUUCGCAACAGUCAAAGACCUGGCGUGACGGCAGAUCGUUUAAACGCCGCGCAACCCCCGCCCCCUUCUCCGGCCAAGGCCGGAGCUGGGAAGACGCGCGAGCGGCAAAACGUCUCAAGCGGGAUGCCGAAACGCCAGAGCGGGGGUAUGGACACAACACCGACUGCGUCGACUCAGGCCCAGUUCCAGAACUCGAACGCGAACAUUCCGGGCCGCAUGGGUAGCCCGGCCAACGUGACCAAGGCCAGCCAGCAAGGCCAGGGCGCCCAGGGAGCAACUGAGCCGCAGCCUACUUUCGUCCAGAAGGUGAUGAAAGCUCUCUGCUGCGGUAGGUGA
Messenger RNA from Aspergillus terreus NIH2624, 1389 nucleotides. RefSeq names its product casein kinase I. Gene Ontology annotation, biological process: peptidyl-serine phosphorylation; signal transduction; endocytosis. Bases 1 to 1389 code for a protein of 462 amino acids. The record is from RefSeq and is a predicted model, not a curated record. Gene Ontology annotation, cellular component: cytoplasm; nucleus. The transcript has 4 exons. Gene Ontology annotation, molecular function: ATP binding; protein serine/threonine kinase activity. NCBI's taxonomy places the organism in Eukaryota, Fungi, Ascomycota, Eurotiomycetes, Eurotiales, Aspergillaceae.